CAUGGCAUUGAUUUUAUUGUUGUUGAAAUUUCCUGAAAAUGAAAUGAAUUGUUCAUGAGUAAAGUGAUAUGUGAUUUACCAUCGCUACUCAUAUUAUAUUUGGUGUGGUGUACGCGAUUCAUCCGUGGUUGUUAAACACUAACAGUGGUUUGGGUCUGUGACAAUGGAAGAAGACGACAGUACUUGGUUGAUUGAACUGGAAUCGGCGCUUCUCGAUGGUUGCUCUGCUCACGAAAUAAACAUGCUCACAAAAGGUAAAAAGAUUCCAGAAAGCCUGCGUCCUGACGUUUGGCUCCUCUGUCUCAAUUGCCAAGAUGCUAGCAACCAGCUGUUGCUCUUCGAUGAAAUCUUUGAUUUGACCAAUCAGAACGAACUGAGAGAUGAUGUGAAGAAGUUUGUAAAAAGUCUGGGUAAUGAUGAUGAUGAUAAACUCUCAGUCAUUUCUGACAUUGAAUCAAUUAUCACAUUUUACUGCAAGUCCAAAUCCAUUCAAUACACGUCUAAUAAUGGAUGGAUUGAAAUUUUAUUGCCAUUGUUGAGUUUAAAAUUACCAAGGGCAGAUACAUACAAUUUGUUUGAAAAAGUAAUAAACCUAUACAUUCCAAAAGGCUGUACUAAAAAUGGUGUACCAUUUCAUAUACUGCGGUUGGUUCUACAAUAUCAUGACCCAGAGCUGUGUUCGUUCUUGGACACCAAGAGGAUAACUCCAGAGCAGUACUGCUUGCCGUGGCUCAGGUCUCUCUUUGCUGGAACAUGCAGUUUGGAUGUUGUUCUCUUCAUGUGGGACUUGUACUUUCAGAGAUCUGAUCCCUUCUUCAUUUUCUUUCUCUGUUUAAUAAUGAUAAUAAACUCUAGAGAACAACUGCUCCAAAUGAAGAAUGAAGACAAAUCUGAAAUAAUUGAAACUCUGAGCAGAAUGCCGGCUGAUUUGGAAGCACCUGAUGUUUCAGAUUUUUGCUCAUUAGCUCAUUAUUAUUCCUUAAAAACACCAGUUUCAUUCCGAGAUGAUGUCCUAGAUGUUUUGUUUUCAACAAAUGGCCUCGAGAUUAACUCUAAACUUUAUUCUCAAGCCCUCUGUCUUCCUGUAGCGGUCCAUGAACUAAUAGAGAGUGCCACCGUAGAUGCAUCAGACAUAGAUAGUGUUAAGUACUUCUUGGUUGAUUGCCGGCCAGCAGAGCAGUACAAUGCCGGGCACUUGUCUACUGCCUUCCAUUUAGAUUGCAAUCUCAUGCUCCAAGAACCAAAUGCAUUUAAUACUGCAGUACAAGGCUUACUCAAUGCCCAGCGACAGGCGUUGGCUGCUGGAUCAUUGGCAGCCGGUGAACAUCUAUGUUUUGUUGGUUCUGGUAGGACAGAGGAGGACAGCUAUGCACACAUGGUUAUAGCAUCAUUCUUAAAAAGGAAUACCAAAUAUAUCUCAAUGCUGGAUGGUGGAUUUGUAGCCAUACAUGACUACUUCGGUCCCCACAUGACAGAUUGCUUGGAAGAACACAAUCCAGCCUCAUGCUUAGUCUGUGCCCCGCAAAAUAACAAUGACGGAGUUGAAUCACACCAAAGUAACACAAGAGACAAUGCACCGGCCAUACAGUUGUUUAGCAAACUUUCAUCAGCGAUGAAGGCUAAAAGUCAAGAAGUGAAAGGCAAGUUGAUAGAAUAUAUUGUGAAUCCAAAUGCUACUGGGGCUACUGGGGAAUGGCACGUUUCCGCCAGCGACAGGAAAGAGCAGAGAUACCGUAAUGUUCCGCCAGUGUUCAGUAUUAAUGACGAAGACGAUGAUUCUCGUUCAGAUUCCAGAAAGGACCUGGCAGACUCAGAUAUGUUGGAAGAAACCGUGGAUCUUAACACAUUCCUAAAAGAGCACAAUGUCGUCGACAAUUUCUUGUGUCAAGAGGUGCUACUCAAUGGUUACAUGUAUGACUCCUGCCUAGUUGUUACCGAGACACAUUUAAUAGUUCUGCGGGACAUUCCAAACAAGCGGGGCAUGUACAAGGUGUUGUCUCGAAGGCCGCUCUCGACCAUAGUGAAGAUAACGGCAAAAAAGCGGCACCCAGAACUGAUCACAUUCAAGUACGGCGUGCCCGACGGAGAUAACUUGCUAAUUAAGGAUAUGGAUCGUUUUUUGAUACCCAACGCGUCGCUGGCGACUAAAGUGGUCUCCAACCAGAUAGUGCAACAGCUGGACAACAAAUAAACCAUUUUAAUGUAGAAACUAGAAUGAUUCCAAAAGGUACUAUAAAUUCGCCUCAGUAUUCGACUUUGAACCCAAUUAGUGUAGUAUAAGCUUUAUUAUUAUUAAUUAUACUUGUUGAUAAAUCUAGACGUGGAUCUUUAAUUUUACAAAAUUAUAAAAGUAUUCGUAAACAUUUGAUAGGCUACUCAGCGAGAGUUAAAGCA
This is a messenger RNA of Leguminivora glycinivorella, 2394 nucleotides long. RefSeq names its product TBC1 domain family member 23 (gene TBC1D23). Bases 164 to 2191 code for a protein of 675 amino acids. The record is from RefSeq and is a predicted model, not a curated record. Lineage: Eukaryota; Metazoa; Arthropoda; Insecta; Lepidoptera; Tortricidae. Gene Ontology annotation, cellular component: trans-Golgi network. The transcript is spliced from 2 exons. Gene Ontology annotation, biological process: retrograde transport, endosome to Golgi.